AUGACCAAGCCCGGCGGGCAGGAGAGAAAGGGCAGAGUCCAUGAUUCUCCCGACCGUCUGUCUGGCUCUGACCCUGGCCGCACUGUGAAAGCUGCCGAUGAAAAGGCGCUGAAGCAGGAGCGGCAGGAAAAGAAGGCCAAGAAGGCCCAGAAGGCAAAGGCCCAGAAACUGCCAGCUCUGACCCAUAAUUUCACGCACAAGAAGAUCCUGAGCGCCCAAAAGCGUCUCCUGAAAGGGCUGAAGAAGCGCGAGGAGAGGGCUCGGGCGCGCGUGAAAGAGCUCGGAUUAUCUAAGAAUAAACAGAAACACGGUGCUGUCGGGGGCUUUUGA
Molecule: messenger RNA, 330 nt
Organism: Diaporthe citri
Lineage: Eukaryota; Fungi; Ascomycota; Sordariomycetes; Diaporthales; Diaporthaceae
Exons: 1
Coding region: 1-330 (109 amino acids)
Source: RefSeq, a predicted model, not a curated record